Molecule: messenger RNA, 5800 nt
Organism: Tympanuchus pallidicinctus (lesser prairie-chicken)
Lineage: Eukaryota; Metazoa; Chordata; Aves; Galliformes; Phasianidae
Gene: ESRRB
Product: estrogen related receptor beta
Exons: 7
Coding region: 215-1579 (454 amino acids)
Biological process (GO): regulation of DNA-templated transcription
Cellular component (GO): nucleus
Molecular function (GO): sequence-specific DNA binding; zinc ion binding; nuclear steroid receptor activity
Source: RefSeq, a predicted model, not a curated record
GUCCGGGCGCGGAGCGGAGCGCAGCGGAGCUGCCGGCCCGGCCCGUCCGCUUCUGCCCUGCCGCCGGGCUCGGCCGGCUCCCUGCCGCGGCUCCACGCCCGGCGCCUGAGUUGUCCUCUUGUUGUUUCCCUUCUUUCUUUCUUUUAUUUCUCUUUUUUAAAUUUUAUUUUAUUUUAUUUUUUUUUCUCCAACCGGGAAUGCUCAAAGUGGACUGAUGGACAUUUCCGAGCUGUGCAUCUCUGACCCGCUCGGCUACCACAACCAGCUGCUCGGCAGAAUGGCCACGGAGGAGCGGCAUCUCUCCUCCAGCUGUGGGUCCUUCAUCAAAACCGAGCCCUCCAGCCCAUCAUCUGGCAUCGACGCCAUCAGCCACCACAGCCCAAGUGGCUCCUCUGACGCUAGCGGUGGCUACGGCAUUGCCAUGGGUGGCCACCCCAACGGCCUGGACUCACCACCCAUGUUCAAUGGCACAGGGAUUGGUGGUGGGUCCUGCCGUAAGCGAUACGAUGACUGCGCCAGUGCCAUCAUGGAGGAUUCACCCACCAAGUGCGAGUACAUGCUUAAUGCCAUCCCCAAGCGGCUGUGCCUGGUGUGCGGGGACAUUGCUUCUGGGUACCAUUACGGUGUGGCUUCCUGUGAGGCAUGCAAGGCCUUCUUCAAGAGGACUAUUCAAGGGAAUAUUGAAUACAGCUGCCCAGCCACCAAUGAAUGUGAGAUCACAAAACGGAGGCGCAAGUCCUGUCAAGCCUGUCGCUUCAUGAAAUGCCUCAAAGUGGGGAUGCUGAAAGAAGGUGUUCGUCUGGAUCGAGUCCGUGGAGGCCGCCAGAAAUACAAGAGAAGACUGGAUUCUGAGAGUAGCACUUAUUUGAGCUUACAGAUCCCUCCCCCAGCUAAAAAGCCACUGACUAAGAUCGUCUCCCACUUGCUGGUGGCAGAGCCAGAGAAGAUUUAUGCCAUGCCUGAUCCAACCAUGCCGGAGAGUGACAUCAAAGCCCUGACAACCCUCUGUGACCUGGCAGACAGGGAAUUGGUGGUGAUCAUUGGCUGGGCGAAGCACAUCCCAGGGUUCUCCAAUCUCUCCCUUGGGGACCAGAUGAGCCUCCUGCAGAGCGCCUGGAUGGAAAUCCUCAUCCUGGGCAUUGUGUACCGCUCCCUGCCAUACGAGGACAAGCUCGUCUAUGCUGAGGACUACAUCAUGGAUGAAGAACACUCUCGUCUGACAGGGCUGCUUGAGCUCUACCUGGCCAUCCUACAACUGGUGCGCCGCUACAAGAAGCUCAAGGUGGAAAAGGAAGAGUUUGUCACGCUUAAAGCUCUGGCCCUCGCCAAUUCAGACUCUAUGCACAUAGAGGACAUGGAUGCGGUGCAGAAGCUCCAGGACCUUCUCCACGAAGCCCUGCAGGACUACGAGCUGAGUCAGCGCAACGAGGAGCCCCGGCGAGCAGGGAAGCUGCUCCUGACCUUGCCCCUCCUGCGGCAGACAGCCGCCAAAGCUGUGCAGCACUUCUACAGCAUCAAACUGCAGGGCAAGGUUCCCAUGCAUAAACUCUUCCUAGAAAUGCUAGAGGCAAAGGUCUGACAGCCCCAGUGCCAGCCGACAAUGGCCGGGGAACAAACUAGAAACAAAGAUGCAGACAACGGAGCAAUCCAAACAGCAGCAGCAGCCACCGCCGGCUUUUAUCUCCAAUCAUUUAUUAUGGAAGAAUUAUUUAAUGUCUAUCUGUCGGCGUGACUGCAGAAUCUCAUGUACAGGAGGGGGAAAACUCUUUUAAUCAGUCACCUAUUUCUCUUUUUUUUCAUUUGUUUUCUCUGUGGAAAUACCAGAAUAUGCUCUUGCACUUGUUGAGGCGGUCGCUGGGGCUCAGCCCCUCUGAGCGAUGUUGCUCUCAGCACUGUGCCGGCCGCCUGGUCCCCAGCCCCCUCCACCAGUGCUGGAGAGGGAGUGGGGACUGAAGCAGGAAGAGACGAAGAAUAGAGUCAAUAUAAACUUUAUCUGCUUGUGGUGUGAGGGGUCAGAUAGAAAGGGAAGCAGCCAGGGUCCUUCAUUUUGUCACCUUUCUGGCUCUAACAAUAGGGCAGAUGCUGCUUUGGAGAAGAGCAGUCCUGGACCUCUCCUGAUCAAAAUGGCUGCCUCCCAGGCUCCUCUAGCGCCAGCUAACACUUGUACAUACAGGCCCCACUUCUUACCGGGAAAGAUGCUCCUAACUGUGUAAGAUACCCUGCGACCUUGUACAGCGUGUCAUUACGCCUGGCUAGUCCCUCCCGUGUGCAAUCCCCGCAGGACCCUGAAGAGGCAGGAUGUAUGGCCCUGAGAGAAUGCAAGUCUCCCAGGUAGUGAGAAAAACAGAUUCUGGUGUAAGCUUUUGUGCUGGGUUGACUUGAUAAUCUCCGCAUCCUUUCCUAUGUGGUGCUAACUACAAUUCUUCUGCACUUUUCGCCCUGUAGUAUAAAACCUGCCUCUUCAGUGCAGCUGAGUGCCAUUUCCCACUCGUUCCUUGUGGCAGAGAGCACAAGGCUUUGUCUGCAUGGUUACCACCCAAGUAUAAACACACCCCAAACCAGGGCUUGCCUAGACUUCAUUCAAGUAAUAGAUCUUUGCCUCCACAGAGACUUAGGCUUAUUGCCAAAUACUAGUUAGAAAUCAAAGGAACUGCUUUUUGGGGGAGACAGCUCCUGAGCCCAAGAGACUGCUUUUUUUUUUUCUUCGUUGUUUUUUUUUUUCUUCUUUUUUUGUGGCAGCCUAGGCAAAUAAGCUUAGAGGUUGGCGUGGAACCCCCAGAUCCAAUAUCCCAACUACUGUCUUCCCCUGCCUCAUCCCAUUAUCCUCAACAGAGCAAAAAAGGUAGCAUGGAUUAUCCCUGGACCUGGUAAGAGGUUCUCUCACUGAUGGAAGAAGAGAUAUAUCUGACCUCAAGGUGGUCAGAGAAGAAGUGGUGGAACGUUUGUUUACUCAUGUCACUAGGUUUCUACUGUGUCUGAGCCUUAGUUUAGCUCAGCUGGCUAAAUCACAACUGCUGCAUUCUCAGUAUUCAGAGGGGAUUUUGGGUGGCUUGAAAAAACUAGCUUGGCAUUCUGUGAGAUUUUAUUUUUUUGGACACUUUGAUCUGAGCCAGCCUGAGCUGGUGAGAGAAUGUAUUGUCUGUUUGGUAGUGAGUGGCAUGACAACAGAGCUGAGGAGAAGCCUCUGAUCUGUAUUUGAGACACCACUGCCUCUGCUGCCUCUUCUCAACCUAGGCUUACGUUCCUGGAUAACCCAGUGGUGUGACCUGCACAGGAAGCCUUCCAAACUGUGGAGUGUGAUCAGGGAGGUACUGGAUGCUUGUUUUCUACUGGAACUGAACAUGUAUCUCAGUGCAAAGCUCAGGCUAGCUCAGAAACUGGGGAAAUUUCGCUGCUACUAAGCUCUCAGCUCAUGUUGCUAGCCCUCUGCUGGUCCUUUAGUUAGUUCAGUUCCAUCUCCUCUGAGUUCUCCCAACACUAUACAGUCAUAGCUACUCACCCAUUCUGUACUCACCACAUAAAGGAAUUCAGUCCUGCUUCAGGCACAUUAGUAAGCCAGCAAAGACCCAGGAGUCAGAAGGCACACGGGAGCUGGGAUUGUUUCCACACUCAAAGCAGCAGCAAUUACACAGUGGCCUUGUGCUUGAACAGAUACCUGUGCUUCUUUUCACCUUCACCCUCCCAGAGCGAGCUGGGGAGAAAAACAAUAGCUUUUGGUUGCGCUUACAAUCUCUGUAUCUAUCUGUGAAUGAGAGGGACCAAACUGAAAUGCAAGCCUUCACUAGAGCCAGUUUGCAGCGUGUUGCAACCUGGCAACUCUUUCUGGCUGUGGCAUGAAUAUUCUCACACACUUGCUGUGCUGUGCUGUUGUCUCUAAGCAGGACUCACUUGACCACUGUUGCUUCUCUGCUGAGUCCCACUCAGCUGCAGCACACUGUGUUCCAGCCUGCCUCACAGCUGUCGCAAAGUGGGCUGAAAAGUUCCUAAGAAGCAAGUCUUACUCUGCUGGGCCCUGGCUGGGAAGGUUAUUUUAAAAAAGUUCCAGGGAAAUCUUCUCUAAGUAACCCUGCUUGAGCAGGGGGUUGGACCAGAGGACCUCAACCAUUCUGUGAGUGUGGAAAGACUCCUCCAGCUCUGUUGAAUUUGAACUUGGGCUUGCUUUUCAGAACAGAGGGGAAAAUAACCUAGAAAACAUGAUUGUAAAGGAGGGCUGCUGAGUUACCUUCUAGCUAACAGCGACUGCUGUCUAUUUAGAGUAUGGAGGCAACGGCUGCAUUGGCAGAACAAUAUAAAGAUACUAAAUUCAUUUUUUUCCUGGACUUUCUUUCUCCAUUACAGCUGCAUAAUCUUGGAGCCCAACUGGAUAUCGCCUCAUUGCUUGAAGGUAGUAGGCCUGGAAAUUUUGCUGGUUUGCUUCUGAAACAGGAUGGGAACUGAACCAGGCAGUAAUUAGCAUGUAUUUAUCUCUCUAUACCAGGGAUGCAAACUGUUUCCCAAGAAUGGGGACAGAAACACCUGCCUAGAUUUAACCCUUAAAAGGCUUAUACCAUCUUUAGUUGGGAAGCAGGGCAGGUCUCUUGGCCUUUCAGACAAGUGCAGGCUUCACGUGCAUCUCAUCCCUUUCCAGUUUCUCUGAUCUGCUGUGCCUCACUAGUACCAGCAUGCUGCCGCAAAAGAGGAGCAUGUCCAGCUACACAGCAGGUCAGGCUUGCAGAAAAGGGUGACGUCUUAGUGUAGUCCCCUCAGUAAAGUUUGACAUGGGAAAUGAGGCUUCAGCAACUGCUUAGGUCUUUGGAUUCCCAUAGGCUCUUACAAAGAGGUCUGGAGACGUGGAAUUCAGGCAUAAACUGGGAGGUGGGUUCUGGUCAGUGUUUCUUAUGCCAUUCAUUUGUAAUAUGGGGCUAACAGAGUCAGCUCCAUACAGCUGUCCUUUUGCGUGGGGCAAAAGAUGACAGAGUUUGGGCCUCAAUUUCUGUGACUUAAAGAAAAGAAAAGCUAAACUGUAGAGGUAAGUGUGUCGGUGACAGUGAAUAAGCAUGAAGCUGACAGGCAGCUAGUAUGGUAAAAGCAGCUCUAGCCCCCGAUAUACAUGUGCAGAUAACAGAAACCACGUACCUGUGAGCCACUGCGACAUGGCAGAUCUUCCCAAGUGACCAGUUCUUCUGUUUUGGGCACAUUCUUCUCCGGGAACAGCAGUCUCUGGCCUGUAUUGCAAAAUUAAUUUCAUGGGGAUCAAUUAAAGGAAAGGGUAAAACACUACACAAAAAUGAGGUUUCUGGGGAAACUCGGGCAUUACAUCUCGCUGCAAAACUGUGAAGUUACAGGAAAGUCCCCUGCAACAAUCAGAACCUCGCAGUACUGUUUGCACUAAGGGGGCAUUAUUUUUCUCUUUGUCAGCUGUCAUCUUUUUUUUUAAACAAUUAACAAAUUCACCAGAAACAUAUAAGCAGCUAUUAGAGGGGAAAAUCACUGAAGAAGACCCUAGAAUGUAACUUGUUGAGCUUUUAUUACCAAUUGGAGCUGAGAGAAAGUGCUUCCACUUUGUAUCCACAAGCUAUAAUCAAUUGUAUGGCCGAUUGUAUGUUCUUGUGGCUGGCUUAUAGAGGGAAGCUAAAGAGACAGAGGCUGUGAGAUUGAUGCAGGGAGUUAUAGACAGUGAAAUAAACAGUAUCUACUUAACUAUUAUCUGCUCCUUAAAAAAAGAAAGAAAGAAAAACCUGUGAAAUAAAUAAAUUGUAUUCUUGUGGUACAGGUCAUUUCAAACAAAACAAGAAAUAAAACACAGAAAUGUAAAAACUAA